Molecule: messenger RNA, 2313 nt
Organism: Solanum pennellii
Lineage: Eukaryota; Viridiplantae; Streptophyta; Magnoliopsida; Solanales; Solanaceae
Exons: 3
Coding region: 1-2313 (770 amino acids)
Source: RefSeq, a predicted model, not a curated record
AUGGAACAGUAUUUUACUGCUGCAAGGGUGCCUGACGCUGACAAGUUAAACAUUACCACAAUGUACUUUACGGGUGAUGCUAAACAUUGGUGGAGAACUCGAAAUGCAGAUGAUGUAAGUGCUGGUCGUCCUAGAAUUGCUACGUGGGACAAGUUAAUGAAAGAAAUGCGCGAUCAAUUUCUUCCUAGCAAUGCCUCUUGGCUUGCAAGGGAUAAGUUGAAAAGGCUAAGGCAGACAGGUUCGGUGAGGGAAUACAUUAAAGAAUUCACCUCUGUGAUGUUAGACAUUCAAAACAUGUUUGAUGAGGAUAAGUUACACAACUUCAUUUCGGAUUCGUUGGUUGAUUUCCGAACAACUCGUCCUUUGACGGAUGUUCCCUAUACUUCAAAAACUAAGAAAAAUAAUGAUAAGAAAGGGGAAUGGAAAAAGGAUAGUCUUAAGGACUGUACAAAUGACAAAGGAAAGGCACAAAUGAAGGACGGUAAAGACAGACCAAAGAACAAAGAUGGUAAUUCUAAGGGCUGUUGGACUUGUGGUGGUCCUCAUUUGGCCAAGUCUUGUCCAAACCGGGAAAAAGUAAACGCAUUGCUUGCUGGAAAUAUGAAUCAAAGGGAGGAAGAUGAGGAAAUUGUGGCUGCAAUGGCAAAUCCAUUGGGACUGUCCUUCAACCAUAUUACGUGGGUUAAUAAUGUUGAAGAAACGUCUAGUGCUUCAAAUCCUCAUGCUUCCCUAAUUCAUAUAGAAAUGUCAGUUAAAGAACAACAUGUGAUGGCAAUGGUUGAUACAGGAGCCACUCACACGUUCGUAGAUGUGAAAAUUGCUACAAAAUUGGGGCUGAAGUUGUCUAAAAUCCCUUUCUACGUCAAAACAGUCAAUGCUAAGGCAUAUGCCAUUGUGGGUAUGGCUUAUGGUGUGUCUAUGUCGACUGAAAGUUGGGUGGGAAAACAUAAUUUGAUGGUGAUGCCUCUUGGUGAAUUUGAGAUCAUACUUGGGAUUGAUUUUCUAAGGAAAUUCCAGUUUGUUCCAUUUCCUCACUUAGAUGGAGUGAUGGUCAUGAAUGAAAGCAAUGCUGGAUUUCUUAAAGGAGUUCAUCCAUUUGGGAAUGUUAAUAAAGUUGCAAAGAAGAAAGACAAGGGAAUGUUCUUGUCCGCUAUGUCAAUCGACAAAAGGCUGAAGAUGGGUGAUGACACUAUACUUGCUGCCUUGGUUGAAGUGAAACCUGAUGUUAAGAUAGAAGUGCCUGAUUGUGUUGCCGAAUUGCUUAAACAGUAUGCUGAUGUUAUGACGCCUGAAUUACCAAAGAAUUUACCACCAAGGAAAAUUGAGUUGCUGCAUGGUACAGUUGCUCCUGCGCAGGCUCCUUAUCGUAUGGCUCCUAAGGAAUUGGCUGAAUUGCGUAAACAAUUGAACGAGUUGUUAGAUGCUGGAUUGAUUCUGCCAUCUAAGGCUCCAUAUGGUGCCCCUGAUUUGAUGGACAGGUUGAGUAAAGCAUGCUGGUUCACAAAACUUGAUCUUAGGGCAGGCUGCUGGCAGGUUAGGAUAGCAGAAGGUGAUGAACCAAAAACAACGUGUGUAACUAGAUAUGGUUCAUAUGAAUUCCUUGUAAUGCCAUUUGGGCUAAUUAAUGCUCCGGCAAUAUUUUGCAACUUAAUGAAUAAUGUACUGUUUGACUAUCUUGAUGACUUUGUUGUUGUCUAUAUAGAUGAUAUUGUCAUUUAUAGUCUAACAUUGGAAGAACAUGUUAAUCACUUAAGUUUGGUUCUGUCUCAGUUGAGAAAAUACACACUUUAUGUUAAGAUGGAAAAGUGUGAGUUUGCUAAACAGGAGAUACAAUUUUUGGGGCAUCUUGUUAGUAAAAACCAAGUUCGAUUGGAUCCUAAGAAAGUGCAAGCCAUUGUUGAUUGGCAGGCACCUCGUCAUGUAAAGGAUUUGAGGUCGUUUCUUGGAUUGGCUAACUAUUACAGAAAAUUCAUUACUGGUUACUCAAAAAGGUCAGCGGCUUUGAUAGAGUUGUUGAAGAAAGAUACGAAGUGGGUUUGGUCUGAACGAUGUGAUGAAGCAUUUCAGAAUCUGAAGGAAGCUAUUGCAUCUGAACCAAUACUCAAAUUGCCUGAUUUUGAGUUACCAUUUGAAGUUCACACUGAUGCGUCAGACAAAGCAAUUGUUGGCGUAUUAGUGCAGGAAGGUCAUCCUGUGGCCUUUGAAAGUAGGAAAUUGAAUGAUGCUGAACAGAGAUACUCAAUACAUGAAAAAGAUAUGGUUGCUGUGGUACACUGUCUUCAGGUUUGGAGAGUUUAUCUCCUAUGUACUUGA